UCCGUGAGUCACGGCAGAGUCGUGCGUAACUGCAGAUUUCUCUCCAUUUGCGCUGAGAUUCCGAGGACCACUGAUGUUUAACGCUCACUUGCAAGGACACUGAUCGAGAUCGACAUAUUUAUCUUGUGAAACAUCCCACAGCUCGUCUUCUCUCCCUCCCUCCCUGCUCUCUGCACCAGUCGUACGUCAGACAUGACGACCGAGACCCCUCAGCAACAGCUGGACCCUCCGCCUCCUUUGAGAUCCAGCCCCGGGUCUAGCGUAUUGCACCCCGCCAUGCUGAGCCCACAAGCCGCUGCAGAAGCGUCGUCCUCUGUCGUCAAAGGGAAAAAGACAAGUUCUGUUUUAAGGCGACCGGAAAAACCUCCAUACUCUUACAUUGCCCUCAUUGUUAUGGCAAUUCAGAGCUCCCCCACCAAACGACUGACUCUCAGUGAGAUCUACCAGUUUCUCCAGACUCGCUUCCCGUUCUUCAGGGGCUCAUAUCAGGGAUGGAAGAACUCAGUCCGGCAUAAUCUCUCUCUCAACGAGUGCUUCAUCAAGCUGCCUAAAGGGCUGGGGAGGCCGGGGAAAGGCCAUUACUGGACCAUCGACCCGGGCAGUGAGUUCAUGUUCGAAGAAGGCUCGUUUCGUCGCAGACCCAGAGGUUUCAGGAGAAAAUGCCAAGCUCUGAAACCCAUGUAUCGGAUGAUGAACGGAAUAGGCUUCGGCGCAUCCAUUCUCCCGCAGAGUUUUGAUUUCCAGGCUCCAUCUGCAACCAUCGCCUGUCACAGUAACAGCCUGGAUAUGAGCAAUUCGAUGGCCGGGGGAUACGAAGGUCUCAACGGCGGCCACCACGUAUCACACAUGUCACCGAGCCCCGGUUCUCCGUACAUGGCGAGCUGUCCCGUGCCGCCUAACGGGGAAUAUGGACCGGACAGCAGCAGCAGCAGCAGCCCCGUACCGUCCUCUCCUGCCAUGGCCAGCGCGCUGGACUGCCACUCCCCGUACGCUGGUACGUCGGCACACUGGGCAUCUUCCGGCGGGUCCCCGUACAUCAAGCAGCAGCCUCUCGGCUCCAGCAGUGCCGCAUCCUCUAGUUUACACUCCGGUAUGUCGCCUUAUUCCCUGGAGCAGAGUUACCUUCACCACAGCGGCAGAGACAGCAACUCCACCGACUUAUCAGUGGGGAUUUCACGGUAUCAGAGCCACUCGUCGGUGUGCGACAGGAAAGAUUUCUUGUUGAACUUUAACGGCAUUUCGUCCUUCCACCCCUCCUCCGCCAGUGGAUCUUACUACCAACACCAUCACCAUCACCGCCACCACUACCACCGUCCGCAGGGCGUGUGUCACGACAUCAAACCGUGCGUCAUGUGAGCACUUUGUGUCACCGAGGACUUUAAACCACAGAGGAAAUGAGAUGAAAGUGUAUUUUAUUUUAUUAUCAUUAUAUAUAGUUUUUAUAUAUAUAUAUACAUAUAUAAAUAUUGCUAUUAUCUGGUAGAAUUCAUACCAGGAAGGAUUUGUAUGUGCGCUCGUGCCUUCACCUCCUCCCUGCAGCCAAAGAGAAACGAUGCAUUUUGAAGGAAAUGAAGGAACACACAGAAGCCUUUAAAGAAACCACUUUGCCUGUUUGCAGUAUUUUGUCGUACAAAGUAAGUGUCAGACUUUGUUUGGUGGUAUACUUGCAAACAAACUGUAUUCUAUGUAACGGUGUUGUGUCUUAUCAGAGUAACCACACACACACACAACACAAAUUGCACUUCUUGUAUAAUCAUUUGUCAUUGUUGCAAUAAAGCUGAUAUAUAUUUCAGGCUACAGCCAGA
Solea senegalensis (Senegalese sole) is the source of this 1805-nucleotide messenger RNA. RefSeq names its product forkhead box protein F2-like. Gene Ontology annotation, cellular component: nucleus. Gene Ontology annotation, biological process: regulation of transcription by RNA polymerase II; animal organ morphogenesis. The coding region runs from base 193 to 1356 and encodes 387 amino acids. The record is from RefSeq and is a predicted model, not a curated record. Lineage: Eukaryota; Metazoa; Chordata; Actinopteri; Pleuronectiformes; Soleidae. The transcript has 2 exons. Gene Ontology annotation, molecular function: RNA polymerase II cis-regulatory region sequence-specific DNA binding; DNA-binding transcription factor activity, RNA polymerase II-specific.